AUGAUUGAAGUUUAUGAUGAUGUUUUGACAGGUUGGUUUGCAAUGAAUAUGGUGUUUAAUAAGAAGUUGUAUACAACAAAAUUGUUUACAGAAUUAUACAAGAGUCCUAGAUUGUAGACACCUUUAGAUUAUAAGUUGAUAAAGAAGAUGAAAGAGAAGAUAGAAUUAUAGAUGCAUUAAGGAGAUGUAAGAACAGAUAUAAGAAAGUUGAAUCAGAAGUAGAAGACAGGAUUAGACAUUCAUAUUCAUUAAAUAUCUAAUUUGCCUAAUAAUGGAGAUAAUUAAAUAGUAAUUCAAAUGAUAAAUGAUGGGAAGGUGAUUUAGGAUAAAUUGUUAAAAUUGUGUUAAAUAAAAUAAAACAUGAGUAUAGUGAAUGGUUAUAUAAGAGAUUUAAGUUUUAAUUUUAAUUUGAAUAAAGGAGAUGUACCUAAAAAUAGUUAAUUGGGAAUAUAUAUAAGUUAAGAGAAAGUAGAAUUGAGAUGGUGUAUAAUAUCUUUGUAUAGUUUGGGAAAGUUGAAAGAAGGGAAGGUAGAGAAGAAAAUGUUUAUGGGUCCAUUUGAUAAAACUAAUAAGGUAUCAAAUACUGAUAUUAGUUUGGAAAUAGAGUGAAAAAAAGAGUAGAGUUUGAAAAAUAAAUUGAAUAUAUUGUAAUUGAAUAAAAAUUUAAUUUUAAAUUAUAAUUUAUGGGCAGAGAUUUCAGAGGUGGAAGAGGAGAUACACGAGGAGGUGGAAGAGGAGGAGAUAGAGGAAGAGGAGCUCCUAGAGGCAGAGGAGGUGCAAGAGGUGGAAGAGGAGGUCGUAUGGGUGGAGCUCCAAAAGCCUUUGUUGUUCCUCAUCCAAGAUUAGCUGGAGUCUUUGUCGCUAAGGGAUAAUAAGAAGCUUUGGUUACUAAGAAUAUGGUACCAGGCGAAUCAGUUUAUAAUGAGAAAAGGAUUUCUGUAGAAGAUAAAUAAACUGGAGAAAAAGUAGAAUACAGAGUUUGGAAUCCAUUCAGAUCUAAGAUUGCAGCUGGUAUCAUUGGGGGAGUGAGUGAUAUUUUCAUUAAACCAGGCGCUAAAGUCUUAUAUUUAGGAGCUGCUUCAGGAACCACAGUUUCUCAUGUUUCAGAUAUUGUUGGAUCAGAAGGUACAUAAUAUAUAUAAUAUAUAAUAGGUGUCGUUUAUGCUGUUGAGUUCUCUCAUAGAUCAGGUAGAGAUCUUGUUAAUAUGGCUAAAAAACGAACAAAUAUAGUUCCUAUCAUUGCUGAUGCCAGAAAACCUCUUGAGUAUAGGAUGCUAGUCGGAAUGGUUGAUGUAGUAUUUGCUGAUGUAGCUUAACCAGAUCAAGCCAGAAUUGUUGGUUUAAACUCCCAAUAUUUCUUAAAGAAGGGUGGUCAUUUCAUGAUCUCCAUUAAAGCCAAUUGCAUUGAUUCCACUAAUAGAGCUGAAGUCGUAUUUUAACAUGAAGUUUAAAGAUUGAAGGUAUCCAAGUAUUCUAUUAUCUUCGCAGGAUGAAGGCCUUACACCCUAAGAAUAAUUGACUCUAGAACCAUAUGAAAGAGAUCACGCUAUCGUUAUUGGAGUAUAUAAUGUUUGAC
Molecule: messenger RNA, 1576 nt
Organism: Paramecium sonneborni
Lineage: Eukaryota; Ciliophora; Oligohymenophorea; Peniculida; Parameciidae
Source: the annotation of a GenBank genome assembly